ACUGUGCUGCUGCUGCUGCUGCAGUAAGUAAGAGAAACGUGACGUGGUGAUGACGUCACCGAGUGGCGCAGAGGAAGAUGGGGCGCGAGAGAGGAAUAGACACCAGACACCAACAGACUGCAACGGCCAUGAAACGAUAUGAUGACAGACAGUGGCAGGCGGUGUGUUGGUCCACAGCCUGAUCAGACAGCAUGGGGCUCAAUCUCAGUGGCAAGGGACAACAGAGCCACAGGCUGGUGAUCUUCGCAGCCAUCUUCGUCCUGAUGACACUCCUCAUCCUGUAUGGCUCCAACAAUGUCAACGACGCCCUUUAUGCUCCCUUCCAUUUGAGCUCGAAUUAUGCUGUCAAGACCACAGAUCUGAAAAAGUGGUCUGGGAAAGAAGGUUAUGUGCCAUUUCAUGGGAACAAGAGUUUGAACCUACGCUGUCAAAGCUGUGCGCUGGUGACGAGCUCCAGCCACGUCCUGGGUAGUCGAGCAGGAGAAGAGAUCGACCGAGCGGAGUGUGUGAUUCGUAUGAACGACGCCCCCACGUUGGGGUACGAGACUGACGUAGGGAACAAGACCUCUCUGAGGGUCGUAGCCCACUCCAGCGUGUUCAGGGUGGUCCGGAAGCCUAGUGAGUUCCUACAGAGGCCAGACAGCCACCCUGUGAUCAUCUUCUGGGGACCACCAAACAAGAUGGGGAAGGAGGCCAAAGGAACCUUGUACAGGUUGAUCCAGAGAGUCAGCAUGACCUACAGCAACCUGUCUUGUUUCAGUAUCACAGCCAACAAGAUGCGCAGAUUUGACAGUCUGUUUCACAGGGAGACGGGACGAGAUAGACAACAAUCUCAUUCAUGGUUGAGCACAGGCUGGUUCACCAUGGUCAUAGCCAUUGAGAUAUGUGAUAAUAUCAAAAUUUACGGGAUGGUUCCACCCAAUCACUGUGGAAAAUCCAAAACUGUAACCAAGAAGAUGCCGUACCACUACUACAAGCCCAGGGGGCCUGAUGAAUGUGUGACAUACCUACAGAACGAGGGCGGCCGACGAGGGAACCACCAUCGCUUUAUCACAGAGAAACAAGUGUUUUCACGCUGGGCAAAGCAGUACAACAUCACCUUCACGCAUCCCAAAUGGUUUUAGACUUUUGUGAAAAGCAGAAGAUCUAUAUCUGCACUCACAGAGGCCGACGAUGAGCCGACUUCCCCAAAUGAGUCUUCGAAAAGCCACUUGAUGAAUAACCGCUAUUUUCAGGAACGCCACGAGGACGAAACAGCUUUUGGACAAAACUAUUAUUGAACCAAAUGACUGAGGAGAAGAGUGCAAGAUUUCAGUUUGGAGAGGAAAUACGAUACACGUGCGACAUGCGCUGGCUAUCAGACAGGUGUUUUUGUAAAUAGAAAAAGUAAUUUUUACAAUGUUUAUAAUAUUUUUGUUAUGUAUUGAAAAUGCAAUUCUGUUUCCCAUGUUGAGGGGGAAUUAUAUCAGCAGGCAUUCACAUUAGAUAUGACUAAGUGGCCCUACAAAACACUAUUAGCGCUCUAUUAGCCGUUCCAUCGUACAGAGAUUAUACUCUUUAUACAGUUAUUGCAAUCAGAUUCAGCAGACCGCUAAUUCAAUCUAGCAAAGUGGCUGGUUACAGAAACCGAUAUCAAAACCAUAUUCUUUCAUUAUCCUAUCAUAAAUAAUAUUAACAUUUCUACAUACAUUUUGAUUUAAAAUCAACUAUAUAGAAGUCUUAAAUUGAUAAAUGCCAAAGUGACAUUUAAAAUAAAAUAAUUUAACAGCACCACAAACUACAAACAACAAUGUGAAUCAACACCUCUCUAAAACAGUUUAAAGGGGAUCUAUUACGCUUUAUAGCUUUCUCCCUAUCCUUUAGUGUUAGUUUAGCGAAUUCGUUUUCACUAGGUGUACCUAAUAAUCGGGCAAACGAGUGUAUAUCAAGCCCAUCCACAAAAGCAUAAUCAUCCCAUAAAUAACGCAGAAUAAUACUGCAGGCGCCAUCAAAAACCUGCCAUUCAAAUUAAAUCUGUCCCUGGCUUUCUUGUCUGGAUGAGGGAGAAUGAAAUGCUAAUAUAAAAAAGGGGCAGAUGCAUGCAGCAUGCAUGGCAACUGGAAAGUGAUCGCAACAAAAUCCGAGAGCUGUAAAGGACUGUAUUCUUGGGGCCACUUUCUCUUAAGAGAGGCAUGUGUUUGACCUACUCGCUCAGAAAACCUGAAGCAGAGUCUGGUGUUUAUCGAUGAAAAUAUUCAGUGCCAUUUGUUUUGUCCAUGUUGUGCCGAUCUCAGCGUGGUUUUUCAUGAAAAGUUCUGUACUGUUUAUUGAAAAACGUAUGCUUUGAAAAAAUACAAUACAAGCAAGUCCAA
Molecule: messenger RNA, 2351 nt
Organism: Sebastes umbrosus (honeycomb rockfish)
Lineage: Eukaryota; Metazoa; Chordata; Actinopteri; Perciformes; Sebastidae
Gene: st6galnac6
Product: ST6 (alpha-N-acetyl-neuraminyl-2,3-beta-galactosyl-1,3)-N-acetylgalactosaminide alpha-2,6-sialyltransferase 6
Exons: 6
Coding region: 192-1124 (310 amino acids)
Biological process (GO): oligosaccharide metabolic process; ganglioside biosynthetic process
Molecular function (GO): alpha-N-acetylgalactosaminide alpha-2,6-sialyltransferase activity
Source: RefSeq, a predicted model, not a curated record